CUCACUCAAACCCCAAACACUACCCCAGACACAUUGCACAGCUUGAGAAGAGUGGAUUUGGAUUGGGCGGCGGAGACACGACUGCUUGCGCUGGUGAUUUUCCUUGCUCCGCCACCAAUUUCAGGCUGUGUUUCUUCAGAAUCAUGGCAGCUACUGCUUCUUUUCUCCUAAAGUCCUUGUUCCUCAUGACAAACCACAGACUUUUCUCCUACUCCGUCUACUCACCGGCAAACACCACCGCCACCACUACUAGGAUCAACUCUCUCCGUCAUAAUCGCCGCCUUCUCUCAUUGUUCCCAUCCGCCUCCACAUCUUCUCUCUCUUCUUCUCCGGCCGAGUCAAUCCAAGAACCCGGCGAACCGGGCGCGUCGGACCAGGCUCGCCGGACUAAUGUCGUCCAAAUUUUGGAAGAAAGAGGCUUACUUGAAUCCCUCACAGGAGACACUCUCCGUUCCGCCUGUGUCGACCCCACUCUCUCUCCUCUUAAAGUCUACUGCGGCUUUGACCCCACCGCCGAGAGCCUCCACCUGGGCAAUCUCCUCGGAAUCAUUGUCCUGUCGUGGUUCCUCCGCUGCGGCCAUUCAGCGGUGGCCCUUCUAGGCGGCGCCACCGGCCGCGUCGGUGACCCGUCAGGCAAGUCCCUCGAGCGGCCGGAGCUCGAUGUCCACACAUUGGAUAAAAACACCGCCGGCAUUUCCAGCACGAUUCGACAAGUUCUAGGUAGGAUUGCCAUUACCGAUUCUUCUAGUUUCUCAAUACUGAACAACUUUGAUUGGUGGAAAGAUGUGAAAUUGCUCGAUUUCUUGAGAGAAGUGGGGAGAUUUGCGAGGGUGGGUACAAUGAUUUCCAAAGAAAGUGUGAGGAAAAGAUUGGAGUCAGAACAAGGCAUGAGCUAUACUGAAUUUACUUAUCAACUUUUACAGGGCUAUGAUUUUGUGUACCUUUAUAAAAAUGAAAGGGUCAAUGUUCAGAUUGGUGGUAGUGAUCAAUGGGGAAACAUUACUGCUGGCACUGAACUCAUUCGAAAGAUUUUGAAUUCCGAAGAUGAAGAACAAAAGGUUGCUUAUGGUCUGACAUUCCCUCUUUUGUUGAAGAGUGAUGGUACCAAAUUUGGAAAAUCUGAGGACGGUGCAAUUUGGCUUAACCCUUCAAUGUUGUCUCCUUAUAAGUUUUAUCAGUACUUUUUUACUGUCCCGGAUGCUGAUGUUGUGAGGUUUUUGAAAAUUCUUACUUUUUUAAGCAUGGAGGAGAUAGGUGAGAUUGAGUGGCAAAUGCAGGGACCUGGGUAUGUGCCAAACAUGGCCCAGCGGAGGCUGGCGGAGGAGGUGACCCGUUUUGUGCAUGGCGAAGCAGGGUUGGAGGAGGCGCUGAAAGCGACAGAGGCGUUGAGGCCAGGGGCAGAGACUAAAUUGGAUUGGAAGACAAUUGAGGGGAUUGCGGAGGAUGUGCCAUCGUGUUCUUUGGCUUAUGAUCAGGUGUUGAGUGUUUUGAUUGUUGAUUUAUCAGUUUCUACAGGGUUGCUAGAGAGUAAGUCGGCUGCAAGGCGAUUGUUGAAGCAAGGGGGUCUUUAUUUGAACAAUGGUAGGGUGGAUAGUGAAUCAAGGAAGAUUGAGGCUGAUGACAUUGUGGAUGGAAAAGUUCUGUUGUUAUCUGCUGGCAAGAAGAACAAGAUGGUUAAUCUUUAUUUGUAGCUCCUUCAAGUGGAUUUAUGGUCACU
This is a messenger RNA of Ilex paraguariensis (yerba mate), 1717 nucleotides long. The record is from the annotation of a GenBank genome assembly. Lineage: Eukaryota; Viridiplantae; Streptophyta; Magnoliopsida; Aquifoliales; Aquifoliaceae.